AUGAUCACCGGUGGCUAUCGUAAUUUAGAUGAAGAAUAUUGGAUGCUCGCAAAUCACGAGAAUGUUGCACGCAUGCGCCUAAAACUCGAACCGCAAUUGUAUCCGAAUAAGCACGAGAAUGCGGCGAAUUUACGCGAUAAUGCCACAAAUGCCUACGAUCCAAGAGAAAUCUCGGAAUUCGAUUCGACCAUAAAGAAUGCCGUGGUGCGUGACUUCUUGGCCGACGAUGAGAAUUUGCAGCUCGAAGAAGNAUUCUUAAAAGAUUUCUCUCGCCUUAGAUAA
Messenger RNA from Rhagoletis zephyria (snowberry fruit fly), 282 nucleotides. RefSeq names its product neurobeachin-like protein 1. NCBI's taxonomy places the organism in Eukaryota, Metazoa, Arthropoda, Insecta, Diptera, Tephritidae. The record is from RefSeq and is a predicted model, not a curated record.